Ziziphus jujuba (common jujube) is the source of this 735-nucleotide messenger RNA. RefSeq lists its product as uncharacterized. Lineage: Eukaryota; Viridiplantae; Streptophyta; Magnoliopsida; Rosales; Rhamnaceae. Gene Ontology annotation, cellular component: mitochondrion. Bases 208 to 516 code for a protein of 102 amino acids. The transcript has 3 exons. The record is from RefSeq and is a predicted model, not a curated record.
UUCCUCUUUCGCUGGGAAUUUUGGUCCUCUUCUCUCUAUUGAAAGCUUCAAUUUUCCACUGCGGCUGCGAGUUAUAUUCUCUUUUUUUUGUUCUUUUUAAUUUUUUUUUUUUUUCUGAAGAAGACAAAGUUUUGAUUUUUCGAAGGUCUUGAGCUUUGAAUCUUCCGGCACUGCUCAUCAUCUGACAGAGUAGAGGUGGAGUGAGGGAUGGCUGGUGGAGGUCUAAAGAGAAUGCUGGCUACAGCACUAGGCGAAGGGCUGAGUGGGGCAAGAGCAAGGAUAUUUGGUCAUGUUAUUAACCCAACAGGCCAGAAAUCUGCCCACAAGAUUCUGCGCAAGAAGCUCAUCGGCGAAAAAGUUGCUCAGUGGUACCCUCAUGACAUCAAGAAAGAUGACCCUCUUGUCAUGGCUCGUCAAGAACAAGAGCGCUUAUCAAAGCUUGAAAUGCUGAAGCGUCGAGGAAAAGGACCACCCAAGAAAGGCCAAGGAAAGCGUGCUGCUAAACGUAGCAAGUAGAAAUGCAACAUUAGGAAAUUUAAUGUUUUCCCUUUGCAAUUUGUGCUAGCCAAAAUUUAUGUUUUUCUUUUUGGACCUACCUCCUGUUCAAGGUAAAAAAUAUUUACCUUGAUUUACCAUAUUGCAAUUUCAUGUAACUGUUAUUUUGGAAUUGGACAUGAAUAUUGUGUUUAAUUGGUACGAAUAUAAAAAUAUUAGACAGUAACGUUGAACAAACAA